Molecule: messenger RNA, 1146 nt
Organism: Dendrobium catenatum
Lineage: Eukaryota; Viridiplantae; Streptophyta; Magnoliopsida; Asparagales; Orchidaceae
Exons: 2
Coding region: 1-1146 (381 amino acids)
Source: RefSeq, a predicted model, not a curated record
AUGGGCCUCAUGGCCCUCAAAGUCGAUAUGGAGCAGGCUUACGACUGCAUGGCAUGGGAUACACUAUCGAGAGUUAUGGAAGCUAUGGGCUUUUCUAGCCAUUUUAUACAUUGGGUGACGGAAUGCAUUACCCUCCCUUGGUUAGCUUUCCUUCUUAACGGAAAUCGAUCCCAGUGGAUCAAUGCCCGGAGUGGGCUACGCCAGGGCUGUCCCCUUUCGCCCUACUUGUUUAUCCUGUGCUCCGAACUCUUGAUAAAAGCCUUAUGGCAGCAUGGGGAAAGGCUUGGCGUUCAGAUUGUUGCUAACGGCAAGAGGGUGUCCCAUCUACUCUACAACGAUGAUAUCCUUAUCUUUGCAGAAGCCAAGCCGGAUAAUGCUAGGCGCAUUCAGCACAUUCUCACGGACUACUGCGGCUGGACUGGCCAGAAAGUCAAUCACAACAAUUUGGCUAUCAUGUUUAGUAAAAGGUUCCCCCAUUGGAAAGGUAGGCAAAUUGCAAGACAAAUUGGUUUCAAUGCUGUGAGCUCGAUAGAAUACCUUGGUAUCCCCUUGGUAAUGAGAAAGCUGAUCAAGGCUGAUUUUUCCAAUUUGGUGGCUAAGGCCUCGACGAAGAGGAAGACUGAGACUGGGGGCGGGCUCCACUAUGUGCCGUGGAGUGAGCUAUGCAAACCUGCGGACCAAGGUGGACUGGGAUUUCAUGCCUCUAGUGUGUGGCAAGGGCCUUUGAGAGAUCGGCUGGCUCUCAACUUUAUUCGACAACCUAAUAUUUUAAUGCACCGUAUCCUCAUUGGCAAAUAUGGCACGAACCCGUGGAAGGUGUGGCCAGGACACAACAUCUCGGUAUCCUGGAGGGUGAUUAAUGAUGGGGUGAUGGCUCUUCAGCCUAUUGUUCGUUGGUCGAUUGGUGAUGGCUCGGGGAUCGAUGUCCUUGGUGAUAUUUGGAUUAUGGAUAGACGGCUUGAUCAAUGGCCGACAUUUGAGGACCUCGCACAUCUUGAGAAUAAUAAAGUUAGCUUCCUGCUAAAUGAUAGCAGGGAAUGGAAUGAAGAUCUUGUCCUGCGUCAUUUUGGGGAUCCUAUGACAGCUCAAAUCCUGGCCAUCCCGUGCGGUCAGACGGGCACGAAGGACAGCCCGGAACUCAUCUGA